Molecule: messenger RNA, 894 nt
Organism: Emys orbicularis (European pond turtle)
Lineage: Eukaryota; Metazoa; Chordata; Testudines; Emydidae
Gene: BHLHE22
Product: basic helix-loop-helix family member e22
Exons: 1
Coding region: 1-894 (297 amino acids)
Biological process (GO): axon development; sensory organ development; positive regulation of transcription by RNA polymerase II
Cellular component (GO): nucleus
Molecular function (GO): protein dimerization activity; DNA-binding transcription factor activity, RNA polymerase II-specific; E-box binding
Source: RefSeq, a predicted model, not a curated record
AUGGAGCGGGCGCUGAGCCUGGCCGCGGACGAGGACUUGUUCCACAAGAGUCUCAGCGCCUCGGCCACGAGGAUGGAGGCCGCCUUCCGCGCGCCCCCGGGGCUCGACCUGAGCCACCCGCGCGAGCGCCAGCCCUCGCCCCUCAGCUGCUUCGAGCCGGGCGAAGCGGAGGGGCUGCUGCAGCCCGGGGCGGCGCUGGGGGCCGGCGACCCCCUCGCGCUGCCGGCCGGCUCGGUGUGCGGCAAGUACGGCGAGAGCACCAGCCGCAGCUCGGUGGCGGAGAGCAGCGGCGGCGAGCAGAGCCCCGACGACGACAGCGACGGGCGCUGCGAGCUGGUGCUACGCGGGGGAGACCCGCGGGCCGCCUCGCCCGGGGCGGGGGGCGCCGGGGGGGGCCUGAAGGCGGCCGAGGGCGGCUGCUCCAACAGCCACGGCCUGGGCGGGAGCAAAAAGUCGAAGGAGCAGAAGGCGCUGCGGCUCAACAUCAACGCCCGCGAGCGGCGGCGGAUGCACGACCUGAACGACGCGCUGGACGAGCUGCGGGCGGUGAUCCCCUACGCGCACAGCCCCUCGGUGCGGAAGCUCUCCAAGAUCGCCACGCUGCUGCUGGCCAAGAACUACAUCCUUAUGCAGGCGCAGGCUCUGGAGGAGAUGCGGCGCCUGGUGGCUUAUCUCAACCAGGGCCAGGCCAUCUCGGCCGCCUCCCUGCCCAGCUCGGCGGCGGCUGCGGCGGCCGCGGCCGCCGCCUUGCACCCAGCCCUCGGUGCCUACGAGCAGGCGGCCGGCUACCCCUUCAGCGCCGGCCUGCCCCCUGCCAGCUCCUGCCCGGAGAAAUGUGCCAUUUUCAACAGCGUCUCCUCCAGCCUCUGCAAACAGUGCACGGAGAAGCCUUAA